AAAACCCCCUUAUGAAUUGUUUACUAACUAAUCGUCUACAAGUUUGAAGAAGCUAAACUUCCCAGAAGCUUCGUCUACCUCAACCCAUUCCCCCUGCUACCCCUUGCCGGCCACUUAACGCCAUCCCCCAUUUCCUCUCUCUCUCUCAAUCUCUUCCGGAACAAGGAAAUUUACCGCAUUUUCCCUUCUUAUCCCUCUCUUUCUUCUCCCUCCUUCUCUCUUUUGUCUGUGGUUUAUACAAAUUUGAAUUUUUCUUCACCUACUACAUCUUGGGUUCAAGCUAGUUGCCCGAUUAGUUCAAGGAAACUGUGAAAUUAGAUUCUUCAUAAGAUUUUCGACCUAACCAGGGAUACUCUUGCUUUAUGGUUAAUUAUCAUUAGUUGAUUCACUGAGGUGAUUCAGUGUCUGGAUUGGCAGUGGAGCUACCAUGGGAUCUGUAGAGAUGAGGUCGACGGAGGACAAGGUAGACCUUGAUUCUGAUGAGGAGAUUCCGUUUAGUUCGUCCCAUUCUGCAAUUAAAAUGCAGUCCACGGAUUGUGAGACAUCUCGGAUCACAUCUCCCAGACAUCUUUCCCAUCGAUGGGUGUUAAGAAAGAUAAACCAUAUCAGCCCCCUCAGGAGCAUUUACGUUGUUCUAAUUAAAGCAAAGAUCAAUAUGCUACUCCCUUUUGGACCACUUGCAAUACUGCUCCACUAUUUAACGGGAAAGCAGGGAUGGGUUUUCUUCUUCAGCUUAGUGGGAAUUACACCUUUGGCUGAGCGUCUGGGGUAUGCAACUGAGCAACUAGCAUUCUAUACUGGGUCUACAGUGGGAGGCCUUCUAAAUGCCACAUUUGGUAAUGCAACAGAAAUGAUAAUUUCCAUGUAUGCAUUGAAGAAUGGGAUGAUUAGAGUUGUUCAACAAUCACUACUUGGUUCUGUUUUGUCAAAUAUGCUACUAGUGCUUGGAUGCGCCUUCUUCUGUGGUGGCAUCGUUCAUCGCCAGAAAGACCAGGAAUUUAAUAAGGCCACUGCCCUGGUGAAUUCAGGAUUAUUGCUGAUGGCUGUCAUGGGCUUACUGUUUCCAGCCGUUCUUCACUUUACCCACACAGAGCUGCAUUCUGGGAAGUCAGAACUUGCACUUUCCAGAUUUAGUAGCUGUAUAAUGCUGGUGGCAUAUGCUAGCUAUCUUUUUUUUCAGCUGAGAAGUCACAGGAACCUAUAUGAUAUUAUUGAUUCGGAGCAGGACAAUAAUGCAGAAGAUUCUAAUGAGGCUCCUGAAAUUAACCAGUGGGAAGCUAUUGGUUGGCUUGCAAUUUUGACUUUAUGGAUUUCUAUACUAUCGGGUUACCUUGUUGAUGCCAUUCAGGGAGCAUCUGAUACCCUGAACCUACCUAUGGCUUUUAUUAGUGUCAUUUUGCUUCCAAUAGUUGGGAAUGCUGCAGAACAUGCAAGUGCUAUCAUGUUUGCAAUGAAAGAUAAGCUUGACAUUACACUUGGAGUUGCCAUUGGAUCUUCUACUCAGAUAUCAAUGUUUGUGAUUCCAUUUUGUGUUGUUGUUGGUUGGUUUAUGGGGCAACGGAUGGACUUGAAUUUCCAACUGUUUGAAACUGCUACACUCUUCAUUACAGUGUUAGUGGUGGCAUUUAUGUUGCAGGAAGGGACAUCAAACUAUUUUAAAGGAUUGAUGCUUAUUCUAUGCUACCUCAUUGUUGCUGCGAGUUUCUUUGUACAUGUUGAUAUCUCAAAUGAUGACAAUUAAAUAGGUAGCGAGGAAGGAUGUGACGCUCCAGGCAACAAUAUUGGUUCCUGGUUUUGGGAAAGCAUCAUCAUGGUCGUUGGUCAGUCCAUCGGCCUGUUUUAUGGCACGGGAUAUAGAUUUUGCAUACUCACUCGUACAUGUAUGCAGCUUCACGCUUCCAAAAGAGCAGUCGGCUCGGUGCGCCUGGAAAAAAAGGGUGGUAAAUAGUCAAUUCUUGUAUUUUCUGGCUUUGAUUGUAAUGAGAGAUUAGAAUUCUUUUCAAGCAGCAUUAGAUGAAGCUGGUUUUUGUUUUUUUUUUUUUGGGGGGGAGCUGAGAAGAAAAGAAAUCCCUUCUCAGUUGACAAAGUUUAGGUGUUCCAAAUCAAGAAGUGGAAGUUUUGCUGUUGUUCUUAUUUUGGAAGGCCAAAUUCAUUCAUAUCCUGUACAAUAAAUUGUGCUGUAUGGACCAAAAAUGACUACUGUUUGGUCAAAUACAAAACGCCUAAUUUCGGGCUCUUUUCUUAGCUUCCA
Coffea eugenioides is the source of this 2251-nucleotide messenger RNA. RefSeq names its product vacuolar cation/proton exchanger 3-like. Gene Ontology annotation, cellular component: plant-type vacuole membrane. The coding region runs from base 428 to 1741 and encodes 437 amino acids. The transcript is spliced from 13 exons. The record is from RefSeq and is a predicted model, not a curated record. NCBI's taxonomy places the organism in Eukaryota, Viridiplantae, Streptophyta, Magnoliopsida, Gentianales, Rubiaceae. Gene Ontology annotation, biological process: intracellular calcium ion homeostasis; calcium ion transmembrane transport. Gene Ontology annotation, molecular function: calcium:proton antiporter activity.